UCCCUCCUUAUAAACCCCGUGAUACCCAAAACAACAUAACAAAAGUAAAGGGGGAAACAUGGCGAGCGGAGAGGAGGCCAGUAGACGCCCCUCGGUUCCCUCGGUCACCUCCUCCUCCUCGGUCGGCCUGGACUCUCUGUUCCCGGCCGGGUCGUCGGAGCAGGUCAGCGGAGACCAGGACCAGGACCCGGAGCUGGUCCGUCUGAAGGAGUGUCUGCAGGGCUGGUUAUCUCAGUACGAGCCGCUGCUGCUGCGGCUGCAGAGGCUGCUGGUGUGGGAGAGGCCGCUCUACAGCAUCUCUGUGGCUCUCACUCUCAACACACUAUUCUGGUUCCUGUCAUCCACCUCCCUGCGGCCUCUGUUCCUGUUGAGUGUGUCCCUGCUGGGACUCAUGCUGCUGGAGAGAUGGAAGCCCAAGUUACCCAGCAUUACCGUUCAACCUGCAGAGGCUCCCCCUGAACAAAGUGACACAAUGAGUGUGGAGCAGCGUAUGCUCAGUAUUCCUGAGCUCAGCCACCACCUGGCUGAAAGCUACCUGACCUACUGCCUGUAUCUGCAGGAGACGCUGCAGUACAAACGGCAGAACCACGGCAAGUUCUGUGUGAUGAUGUGCAGUGGCUGUUUUGUACUUGCCGUGGUUGGGCAUUAUGUACCAGGAAUCAUGAUCUCCUAUAUUAUUGUCUUGAGCGUGCUGUUGUGGCCGCUGGUGGUGUACCACGAGCUGAUCCAGAGGAUGUACACGGGCUUGGAGCCGAUCAUGAUGAAACUGGACUACAGCAUGAAGGGAGAGACCGAGCACCGCAAGCACGACAAGAGGAAGGUGAAGAAGGAGAUGGAAGAGGGGGACGAGCCAAGAGCUGAAACGGAGAGUGAGAGUGAGGAAGAGCUGUCCUGUUUCGCCCCGACGGUGGAUGCGAAGACCACGGCUCUGGCGAUGGCCAUCACAGACUCCGAGUUGUCAGAUGAGGAGGCAUCUAUCUUGGAGAGCGGAGGGUUCUCGGUGUCCAGAGCGACCACUCCUCAACUCACUGACGUCUCUGAAGAUAUGGACCAGCAGAGUUUACACAGCGACCCAGAGGAGGCCUACAUGCGGGAUCUCCCCGAGUUCCCCUCAGUUGAGGAGUUCCCGUCCAUCGAUCAAAAGCUGCUCCACUUCCCUCUGCGAGGCGCCGGCCAGGGUGACGGAGCCCAGGCCGGCGCUCAAUCGGAAGGGGAACCGCUGAGCCCCUGCAGCCUCCUUAUCCAGCACCUGGCAUCCCCGCUCCACUUUGUGAACACACACUUCAACGGACACGGACGACCACCUGGGAAUGAGGGGGGCGCGGCGCCUGUGCCGAGCGCUGGGGACGAAGCGGGGACGCAGGAGGGAGAGGAGAAGGAAGCUGCGGCGACCCAGGGUACACAGCAGUCCUUGGAGGCGUUGAGCGAGGAGAUAGUGACCACGGCCAUCUCCGCUGUGGUGCAGAACACUCUGUCAGCCCUGCUGCGCUCCAGCGAGGCCAGCGAGGAGCCCACCCUGGCCGAGUUCCUUCCCACCGAAACUCCACCGGGCGCUCUGGAGACCUCCGACCCACCCACCGACACCACUGCUAACACUACAAUAGGCUCCUUGGGGGCUGACGAGGACCCGGAUGAGGCGAUUACGGCAGAAAGCGGCACCGGCGAGGAGAUGCCUGACGACACACUAGUUCCGACCGAGGAAGAGGACUUUGAGCUUCUGGACCAAAGUGAACUGGAGCAGUUUGAUGAGGGGCUGGACCUCAUCUCUGAAAGACAGGCGGCGGGAGGAGCCUCAGCAGCUCCAGAGACACCUCCGUCUCCUCCGUCUCCUCCGUCUCCUCAACAUCAACAACAGUCAUAGCUUCCCUGUUGCCUCCCCCCCAUCUGUUUUGUUUUUGUUUGUACUUUAGACCUACAUUAUACCCAUAAUUACUGCUAUAUACGAAACAUUUAUCAAAGAGUUUGGCGUUUAAUACUGUUGGUUAGCGAUUGUGUGGCAUAUGGUUGAGAUUACUCGGCGCGUUCUGCUUUCCUAGUCUCUCUUCACAAGGGUCUGUUCAGCCUUCGGUACCCAUUUGCAGUAGUUUCUUUGUGGCCUGCUGGCCUGAUAGUAUCAACGAGAGCAGGCUCAGGGCAGAAGUGGCUUGGGUUAACAGUUAUAUCAUGAUUGUCACGGGUUUGCAAAGCAUUUUUAUAUCUACUUGGUCAUCUAACAUUGAAAUUGGCUUGAUAAAUCAGCAGGCUGCGCAGUGAAAACCUGUCCAUAUUCAGUCCCUCGUCAACUCUCUUAACCGCCCCACCUUGUUUUCGUUCAGAUGUUUAUCUAGAUGGUGUUAUGCAGAGUUGAAAUGUCGGAUUAUAUAACUAUUAAUAUAUGCUAUAGAUUAUUUAAUUUAACGGUCAGUCGAUGAAACUUUAUUGUUAAGCAGAGGUAAAUUGAAUCCCCUCUGUUGCCCAUAAUGAUUGUAUGAUAAUUGUUUUAAUGAUGACGCCGUGGACGUCCGGGGGUUUAAAAUGUAAUUGCGUAUUCCCAGAGUUAGACUUAUAGUAUUAUCCUUCACGUUAUCCUUUACCUCAGAAGUCUCCAAGGUUCCAGUUUUGACAGAAGCAUUCAGUCAUUAGUGGUCUUUCACUUGUUGCCUGGAAAUGGAAACUUAAAUCUUUGACAUUGUUGGAUGUUGACAGGUAGUAGAUCUUUACCCCCCUACACAUAAGUGACUUUGAUGUGGCAAGAUAAAAAAAGAAAUGUUCCUGAAUCUCCUCUCUGUGAAUUGAUGCCUCAUUUUUAUGAAUAUAUGCAGAUUUAAUUUCACACAUCCAAAUGAAGUCGUCCCAUAUAUAAUUGAAUUUAUUCUUGUUGAAAGACUCGCGCCUCUUGUUGGAUAGGUCUAUAUCCAACUAUUUGUUACCUGUAUAGUCAUCACUGGGAUAUGUAUAUUUACCAAAUAACCUCCUUUGUGCCACGCUAAGUCCGUCCAUGCAUGCCAUGCAUCACGCAUGUAUUUACCAUGAUCAAUAUUUGAGGUCAAUUUUCAAAGGAGUGUUACUUUUACUGGAGUUUCUGUUUUCGGAGGGAUUUAAAAGUUUAAUGACACAUUAUGGAUCUGGCCGCCGCUGGGGAUUUGCGGGCAACUUUUGGCGUGACAAAAAGAAAAUCUAGCACUGUGCUCGACUGUAGAAAGAGGCCGGUUUUUUGCUUUUGUAAACCACUCAGCAUCCGAAUCUCAGGGGUGGGUUGUACAAAUUGAAUAUAUAACAUUGCAGAAUAUGUGUCCAUUUCCCGACUUGUCGUAGUGCACUGUAUUUGUACUAACCUUUCCUUUUUUUUUUCAGUCGACGCCUCCUUGUGUAUAGUGUAGAAAUGCUUAAAAGAAAAAAAAGAAACGUGUAUAUUCUGCAUGUAAAAACAGCACCCUGUUCAAGUUCUCCUUGUCAACUGACAAAGUACUGCACAAUUUGUGAGAAAAAAAAAUUUGAAUGUUACAGGUUAAAAGAGCCCAUUAAAUGCAGUUUGUUUCAUAUUUAAUUACCAACAAGGGAAAGAAAAA
This is a messenger RNA of Sebastes umbrosus (honeycomb rockfish), 3548 nucleotides long. RefSeq names its product reticulophagy regulator family member 2 (gene retreg2). The record is from RefSeq and is a predicted model, not a curated record. The transcript is spliced from 9 exons. Lineage: Eukaryota; Metazoa; Chordata; Actinopteri; Perciformes; Sebastidae. Bases 59 to 1861 code for a protein of 600 amino acids.